UGUUGGGAGAGAGGCUCACAAUGGAAUAUGUCGGGCUUCCAAUUGCCGGUAAUUAUUUUCCUAGCGUUCACGUCCAUUUUCGGUGUCGUUCAAAGGGACUGUGAAGCAAUUCGCCGCUUUUUUAACUUUUGCAACAAAAAGCCCAUAAUGGAUUUCGAAUAUGUUUCUGACUCUUCUCAGUAGCUUUCUCUCGUGAGGCUGAUUGCUUGAUUUCCAGACCUUGUCACCUUGGUGGUGGAUUUGUAACGAUAUAUUUAGCCUCUCUCGUUUGGGAUAUUGCCAUUGGAGCAAGAGAAGACGCAAACAGAAAUUCAAAUUGGAUUGCCAGGUUUCCAGGAAGAUGUGGCUGUGAGCUUGCUCACAGUGCUGAUCCUGUGGGUCUUCACCUGAUCGUGACCAUGGGGAUAUGGCCGGGGGGUGUCCGGGCCUGCAUUGCAGGCCAGGAGAACUGCUCUGCCAACAAUGAGUCCAAAGACUACUGUUACUCAGCCCGUAUCCGCAGCACCGUGCUUCAGGGCCUACCCUUUGGAGGGGUCCCCACAGUCCUUGCGCUGGACUUCAUGUGCUUCCUGGUGCUUCUCUUUGUCUUCUCAGUACUGCGGAAAGUGGCCUGGGAUUAUGGACGCCUGGCAUUGGUGACAGAUGCUGACAGAUCGAAGAAGCGUUUCAACGGAUUGGAGGAGCGGGAAUAUGUUGCCUCAGCUCUGCAUUCUGAAACGCCAGACCGCUAUGAACGUCUCACUUCAGUCUCCAGCUCUGUCGACUUCGAUCAACGGGAUAACGGCUUCUGUUCCUGGUUAACUGCCAUCUUCAGAAUAAAGGACGAGGAGAUCCGGGAGAAGUGUGGUGAGGACGCCGUGCACUACCUUUCCUUCCAGCGCCACAUCAUCGGCCAGCUGGUGGUUGUUGGGGUUCUGUCUGUGGGCAUCGUCCUGCCGGUCAACUUUUCUGGAGACCUUUUGGAAAAUAAUGCAUACAGCUUUGGGCGGACCACUAUAGCAAACCUAAAGUCUGGGACUAACCUCUUGUGGCUCCACACUUCGUUUGCAUUCAUAUACCUGCUUCUGACUGUGUACAGCAUGAGACGACACACGUCCAAGAUGCAUUACAAGGAGGACGACCUGGUGAAACGUACUUUAUUUAUCAAUGGGAUCUCCAAAUAUGCCGAAGAGGUCCACAUAAAACAACACUUUCAACAAGCCUAUGAGAACUGCACUGUUCUUGAUGCUCGAAUCUGCUACAACGUAGCCAAACUCAUGUCCCUGAAUGCUGAGAGGAAGAAGACGGAGCGCAGUUUAAAGUUCUUCACUGAUCUCAUGGCCAAAGAGCACAUGCCUACCAUGGUCAACCCCAAACCCUGUGGCCACCUCUGCUGCUGUGUCAUCAAAGGCUGUGAGCAGGAAGAGGCGGUGAGCUUCUAUACUAAGCGGGAGGCCAAAUUGAAGGAGGAGUACAGAAAGGAGAAAGAGAAGGUCAACACUAAACCUCUUGGCAUGGCGUUCGUCACUUUCCAGAAUGAGGCAAUGACUGCAAUAAUCCUAAAGGACUUCAAUGCCUGCCAAUGCCAUGGCUGCACAUGUCGCCAAGAGCCCAAGUCAUCCCAGUUCAGUGAAAGUCUCCACAUCUACAACUGGAGUGUGAGCUAUGCUCCUGACCCUCAAAACGUGCGCUGGGAGCACUUAUGGUUGGGGGGGGUUUCCUGGUGGAUUCGCUGCUUCAUCAUCAACUGCAUCCUUUUCCUCCUGCUCUUCUUUCUCACCACCCCCGCCAUCAUUAUCUCCACGAUGGACAAGUUUAACGUCACCAAGCCUGUGGAGUAUCUCAAUAACCCCAUCAUCACCCAGUUCUUCCCUACUUUGCUCCUGUGGGCUUUCUCUGCCCUGCUGCCCACCAUUGUCUACUACUCUGCUUUCUUCGAGAAACACUGGACGAGGUCGGGGGAGAACCGGACCACCAUGCACAAGUGCUACACCUUCCUCAUCUUCAUGGUCCUCUUGCUGCCUUCACUGGGUCUUAGCAGUUUGGAUGUCUUCUUCCGCUGGCUGUUUGAUAAGAAAUUCCUUGCUGAUGCCACUGUCAGAUUUGAGUGUGUCUUCCUCCCUGACAACGGAGCCUUCUUUGUCAACUAUGUCAUCGCCUCAGCGUUUAUCGGUAACGCCAUGGACCUGCUGCGGAUUCCAGGCUUGCUCAUGUAUAUGAUCCGACUGUCCCUGGCCCGUUCCUCUGCAGAGAGGCGCAACGUAAAGAGGCAUCAAGCGUUUGAAUUCCAGUUUGGAGCAGCCUACGCCUGGAUGAUGUCCGUCUUCACUGUAGUUAUGACAUACAGCAUCACCUGUCCAAUCAUCGUCCCCUUUGGUCUGAUGUACAUGCUGCUGAAGCACCUGGUGGAUAGAUACAACAUGUAUUACGCUUACCUUCCCUCGAAACUGGACAAGAAAAUCCACUCAGGUGCUGUCAAUCAGGUGGUGGCAGCUCCCAUCCUCUGUCUUUUUUGGCUGCUAUUCUUUUCUACCAUGCGCACAGGCUUUGUAACCCCCACGUCCAUGUUCACUUUGGUGGUCCUAAUCAUCACCAUUGUGGUAUGCCUGUCGCACGUCUGCUUCGGCCACUUCAAGUACCUCAGCGCUCACAACUACAAGGUACGGGUCACUGUGCUCAAGAUUGACACCAAGGAAACAGAUGUUGACGUGGUUGAAAAUGGCCGCCCUCCACUCCGCACCUUCUCCUCUCCUUCUAAUAAGUCUCAGCAACCAACGUACAUUGCCCAGGUUUUACAGGACCCAAUCAUGGAUGAUGCUUGCACAGGCAGUGGGGAGGAAGAUCGGGGGUCCUCACAGGAUGAGGAGAUGAUCAACACUGGGAAUAGUCUCAAUGAAGCUGACUUCCAGUCCGGUGAAGACAGCCUCAUAGCCAACGAGGUCCACCAGUAACACUACCAGCUGAGAAGGGGAAAGAGCGAAAGAUGGUGAGAGAGGGAUUUUGGAGAGGAUGAAUGCCAGACACGAACAUCAAACCACCGACUUCACUUUGGAUUCUAAAACAAUUUGCAGUCAUCCCUCCCCCAUGCUCCCCCACCUUUUUUCAGUUGUGCCUCUGCACAUUGGCAUUACCAGAAAAUGCCAGGUACAUCCCCCCCCACACACACACACACAGUGUAAUUGUGAAUGGUUUUGUUAAGUAUAAUUUGGAGCUUGUCUCUGCGGAUUCUUCAAAGUCCCCUCUGUGUAUUUUGAACACCUAUCAGCGCGAUAUGAAUCUGGGUGUUGACGCCCCUUGUUUUAUUUAUUUAUCUACUGGAGUCCUACACUUUUAUGGAGAUUCUAUGGAGCACAAGUCCAACACUGGUUUUCAUCCAAUCCAAAAAGAUGGAGUCCCAGGAAAGAAACCAUACAAUAGCCUAGACUUUGUACAUAUCCCAAAAUAUGCCAACUGUUUUUGUCUCUUAUUUGAAAGAGGGGGUCAAAAUUGUGCCUGGUUUGGGUUUCUUUUCAUCCAUGUUUCCUUACUAAAUCCCCAUCAGUGUGGCUCAGGACUGGUGGAGAGGUCAUGAAAAUUAGGCUACAAAGCCUCUAAUGAAAUCCUGCUCCAAGCACAGGUCCCAUUUAACUUUUAUGGGUCUACAGACUCAUACUCAAACUAAACUUGGUUCAUUCUUGUCAAUGUGCAAAGCACCCUGCAUUAGGUCUUCUUUCUCAUAGCUUAUGAACAAAAUGACUUGCUUGCCCCUUUUUUCUUUGAUAUCUUAUGUUCGUCAUAAGAUAUUCACUCUGCCACUGAACAUCCUAGUCAGUGGUUGGAGACACCAUCUUAACAUGACGUAUAAAAACAUGAUGCAGUCACUGUCAAGUUUGUGUAUUAUUAUUAUUUUUUACUUCAUGCGUCUCACGUCACUGAAUGGGCACUGUUGGAGGAUAUCAGGGCCAUCACAUCGGCCCUCUGUUGUGUCAUCGAUAUUCCAAAGACGGCAGUGGGCAUGGCAUGCCAAACAGACCAGGGUCCGCUCAGAUGGAUUGUGGGGUUUCUGGUGUGACAUGUGUUGUUAUGGCAUUCGUCUACUGUCCUCCUGCCUGUGAUGCCCUGUCAGUCACCUGGUCUUGCUGCUCCCCUCCAUCCUGUCCAUCUCAGUUUCCAAAGGUUCAGUCAUGGAUGGCUUGGUGACUCUUGCAGCCACUAACGUUGUACAGUUUUUAUUUGGUCUUUUAUUUUUUAUUUUACCUCUACCACCUUAAACAUAUGAACAUAUACACCUGAAAUAGGAAGCACAUUUUCUUGUCGGUGCGUAGUUCAAAUAGGCAACUUCGACUCUAACUGGGUUCUGUUCACCUUGGAGAACUUCAACAUUUACACAGUAGUACAAUAGUUUAGCCUAUGUUGUAGAUCCAGGGAAAAGCUGGGAGACAUGAAGAAACUGGUCUUGCCUCAAGUACUCUCUACCCUUAAAAUCCUCCAGUCAGAAGUACGAUAUAUGCAUCUCUGGAAAAGCCAAGUCCCAAUGCAUUAGCUGUUUUUCUACGCUUUCUCUGAAGGAAUAGAAAUGAAGUGUAGAUUAAAAAUGUAGUAUUUUGCUCUUCAGGAGUCAUACCUAUGGAAGGUAAUUGUUCAGAUAUACAGCACCAAUGAAUAGCGAUGCUUCCAUUUAUUUUUGUCACAUCAGUUUGGGUGCAGUGUGUGUCUCUGAUUUGAAGUGCAAUCAGCCAGGUGUCUGUCUGUCUGCAAAUUGGCUCUCGGAUUCUUUUCUCAGCCCACAUAGCAUCUUCCCCAUUUGGUGUUCACAGUUAUACCCUGGGAAAUUGUGAUGACAUUUCAAAGGCAGUGUGCUAUUUCUUUUCUUAAUGCACUUCAAGCACAAAUCACAUGAAAACGCAAUCAAAUACUUCCAUAAAAGGCACUGGGUAGAAAUAAAUUAAUGCUAUGUAUAACUAUGUAUAUAAUUUCAUAUAUAUCUUAAAUUACCACAAUUUCAUGAAUUUGAAAUAAUCCAGUCCAAAACAGAAAAAAAGUGGAUAACAGGUACAUUAGGCAGAAUUAAAUGUAACUUUCCUGAAGUAUUAAAUCACUGGGUAAGUAUAUCAAUAUACAGUAGUGAUGGCUCUAUCUCCCUAAUACUUUUAAGUGGAGCAUUCUAAGUAUUUCUUUAUAAACCUAGCCAGUCCUUUCAGAUCUGUGAACACCAUAGGGAUUUGGCCAAAUGGACCAAAAAUGGACCAGGCCCAAGAGUGUGGCUCCACUGACUAGUCCAACAAAUGAGGUGCACUGAUAGUGAAGAUCUGCUAGAGGUCACUGUAUACCUGUGUUUUUGUAUUACUAUUAUUAUCAUGUUUUGGAACGGGACGAAUCGUCUCUGUGCAAAAUGAUUUGUUGUAACAAAAAAAGGACGUUUUACCAAUUUGCAUCAGGAACAUGCAAUAGCAAGCCUGACAUGCAGCAAAGAAAUAGAACUAGAGCAGUGACUUAAGGAAAUGUUCAAGUCUCAGGUGUACUUGUUUAAAAAAAAAAAUUAAAAAAAAUGUUUACAUCUGUUUUUUUUACAUUGUGAUAGUUGUUUUCAACUUUAAGCAUUUCGAUCUGUUGAUGAAGCUAAUCUAUGAAAGCUGUGGCUAUUGGUAACAUUCUAUCAGGUAGGAAAAUAAAAACAUGUACUGUGGUUGUCUUGUUGUUAGCAGCACAGUUUCCUCUGUAGACACUGAAAUUACCAUUGUAUUGUGGUUUGUCCCUGUUUAAAAACCAUAGCUACAUGCUGGAGAUAUUGUAGCUUUUCUGUGUCUACUCUGUUCUGUAACAUCUGUUUCCCUUUUUAAGUUAGUGUGCACUAACACUGUUCAUGAUUGUAUGCACGCUAACACAAGACUAACAACUAUCCAGUGGAAGUACAUUUUCCUGACAAUAUAAUAAAUAUUUUAAGAGGCUUGCUUGCUAAUGGACAGUCUAUUUCUCAAUGGAAAUGAAGUUACUUUACAAUAACACUAUUCUACAGUGAUGAAAAAGGCUGAGAUAUUUUUGUAAAUCGCAAAAGGAACUGUUUUCAGUGACACAGCCUAUUCCAGAUGUGAUACCGAUUAUGUAUUAUGUUGAAAGCUGUGACGAUGCUGUUACAUGUAUUGUGGUUUUUUAUUUAUCAUGAAUUGACUUUUUAUUUUAUAACUGUUGCUAAGGAUUUAAGUUAUGAAAAUAAACAUGCCUUGAUAGAAGGA
Molecule: messenger RNA, 6191 nt
Organism: Oncorhynchus tshawytscha (Chinook salmon)
Lineage: Eukaryota; Metazoa; Chordata; Actinopteri; Salmoniformes; Salmonidae
Product: CSC1-like protein 2
Exons: 24
Coding region: 399-2930 (843 amino acids)
Cellular component (GO): plasma membrane
Molecular function (GO): nucleic acid binding; calcium-activated cation channel activity
Source: RefSeq, a predicted model, not a curated record